AUGGAAGGUUCUACAUCCAAGACGGUGCCCAAACUGGAGCGACCUAGGAACCGGGAUGCUUGGUUGGAGAACCAGGAACUUCAAGAAGAAAUGAGAAAACUCAAACAUUGGUUAGGACUGGAGAGGGACUGGAGAAUCCAGCUCCUCAAAGAGCUGGGUUACAAAGCCAAGUGUUCCACGGAGGAAGAGAGGAAGAACCUGAGUCCGCAAGUUUUCGAGGAUUUGCAGGUGGCACUGGAGAAUAACAUGGCUCUCCUAGAAGAACAGAAACCACUGAGAGCCUCAUACCAAGAGAUGAGCGGAAAAUAUGAUACUGACACAGUCAAGCAGCAGGAUGACGACCUUCAGUGUGAGCUCAAGAAGGAAACUGAGUCUAACGCAGACACACUGUCACCAGACCAGCUCCUGAUGGCUGAGAAGGACGACUGUUGCCAAAAGAUGGCAGAAGAGCUCCAGGUGCAAAAGGAGAAAAACAUGGUUCUCCAAGAAGAAUUGGAUACACUCAGGGCUUCAUACCAUGAGUUGAGAAAAAAAUAUGAAGAUGACCUCAACACAGUCAGGCGGCAGGCUGACGACCUUCAGUGUGAGCUUGAGAAGAAAAUCGAAUCUCACACACAAAUACUGUCACAAGACCACCUCCUGAUGCAAAACCUGAUGGCUGAGCAGGACGACUGUUGCCAAAAGACAGCAGAAGAGCUCCAGGUGCAAAAGGAGAAAAACAUGGUUCUCCAAGAAGAAUUGGAAACACUCAGAGCCUCAUACCAAGAGAUCAGUGAAAAAUAUGAAACUUAUUUCAGCACAGCCAGGCAGCAGACCGACGACCGUCAGUGUGAGCACGAGAAUGAAAUUGAGUCUCACGCAAACACACUUUCACAAGACCAGCUCCUUAUGCAAAAUCUGAGGGAUGAACAGGAGGACUGCUGCCAAAAGAUGGCAGAAGAGCCCCAGGUGCAAAAUGAGAAAAACAUGGCUUUACAAGAAGAACUGGAAAGACUCAGGGCUUCAUACCAAGAGUUGAGCCAAAGAUAUGAAACUGAUGUAAACACAGUAAGGCAGCAGGCUGACAACAGUCAGUGUGAGCACGGUAAGGAAAUCGAGUCUCACACAGAUAUGGUUGCACAAGACCAGCUCCUGAUGCAAAAGGAGAAAAACAUGGUUCUCCAAGAAGUACUGGAGACACUCAGGGCUUCGUACCAAGAGUUGAGCCAAAGAUAUGAAACAAAUCUCAGCACAGUCAUGCAGAAGGCUGAAAACAUUCAGCAUGACAUCGAGAAGGACAUCGAGUCUCACACAGAUAUGGUCACACAAGAGCAGCUCUUGAUGCAAAAGGAGAAAAACAUGGUUCUCCAAGAGGAACUGGAGAAACUCAGUGCUUCAUACCAAGAGUUGAGCCAAAGAUAUGAAACUGAUCUCAGCACUGUCAUGCAGAAAGCUGAUGACUUUCAACGCGAGCUCGAGAAGGAAAUUGAGUCUCACACAGAUAUGGUCACACAAGACCAGUUCCUGAUGCAAAAGGAGAAAAACAUGGUUCUCCAAGAAGAACUGGACACAGUCAGUGCUUCGUACCAAGAGUUGAGACAAAGAUUUGAAACAGAUCUCAGCACAGUCAUGCAGAGGGCUGACGACUUUGAGCGUCAGCUCGAGAAAGAAAUCGAGUCAAACAGAGAUAUGGUCUCACAAGACCAGCUGCUGUUGCAAAAUGAGAAAAACAUGGUUCUCCAAGAACUGGAGACAGUCAGGGCUUCAUACCAAGAGCUGAGCCAAAGAUAUGAAACUGAUAUCACCACAGUCAUGCAGAAGGCUGAUGACUUUCAGCUUCAGCUCAAGGAGGAAAUCAAGUCUCACACAGAUAUGGUCCCACAAGACCAGCUCCUGAUGCAAAGUGAGAAAAACAUGGUUCUCCAAGAAGAACUGAACACAGUCAGGGCUUCAUACCAAGAGCUGAGCCAAAGAUAUGAAACUGAUAUCACCACAGUCAUGCAGAAGGCUGAUGACUUUCAGCUUCAGCUUGAGAAGGAAAUCGAGUCUCACACAGAUAUGGUCUCACAAGACCAGCUCCUGAUGCAAAGUGAGAAAAACAUGGUUCUCCAAGAAGAACUGGAUACAGUCAGGGCUUCAUACCAAGAGUUGAGCCAAAAAUAUGAAACCGAUAUCAGCUCGGUCAUGAAGAAGGCUGAUGACUUUCAGCUUCAGCUUGAGAAGGAAAUCGAGUCUCACACAGGUAUGGUCUCACAAGACCAGCAUCUAAUGCAAAGGGAGAAAAAUAUGGUUCUCCAAGAAGAACUGGACACAGUCAGGGCUUCAUACCAAGAGUUGAGCCAAAGAUAUGAAACCGAUCUCACCACAAUCAUGCAGAAGUCUGACGACUUUCAGCUUCAGCUCGAGAAGGAAAUCGAGUCUCACAUAGAUAUGGUCUCACAAGACCAGCAUCUGAUGCAAAGAGAGAAAAAUAUGGUUCUCCAAGAAGAACUGGACACAGUCAGAGCUUCUUACCAAGAGUUGAGCCAAAGAUAUGAAACCGAUCUCAGCACAGUCAUGCAGAAGGCUGACGACUUUCAGCGUGAAAUCAAGAAGGAAAUCCAGUCUCACACAGAUAUGGUCUCACAAGACCAGCUGCUGAUGCAAAGGGAGAAAAAUAUGGUUCUCCAGAAAGAACUGGAGACAGUCACUGCUUCAUACAAAGAGCUGAGCCAAAGAUAUGAAACUGAUGUCGUCACAGUCAGCAAGCAGGCUGGCAACAUUGAGAAGGAAAACGAUUAUCACGCAGAUAUGGUGAGACACCUGAGGGCUGAGAAGGACGCCCUCGGUGAAAAGAUGGUGAAGAAGAUGACACUUCUGCAGAAAAAUGCUGCUGAGCAGGAAAUGCUGCUGCGGAAAGAACUGGAGGAGCUGAAAAGUCAGCUCACCACAACGGUCAAGGCUCAGAGAGAUAAAAAUCACCCUCCCCGAGUAGAACUCACCAGUGAGGUGCCUGACAAGACCCCCAUAAAAACAAAGAAGGCUUCACCGUGUAAGAGAGUCCAAAAAUGUUUCACACUGAGGAAACCACAGAGUAGGAAGAUGUCAAAGGACCCUGCACCCAACACCUCAAAGUGAUCUUGCUAUCACUCCCAAGGCAACCAGAAUUUGAAAAAUGCAAUACCUCCUCCAUACAAAGUCACCUGCCAAGAAAAACCUAGCACCAUCUCCAGAUUCUUCUCCUUGGUGAGGAAAAAAGCAUCUCCAACUUCUUCAGAUGUAGAAAUGUGAUGAGAAUGUAAGAUAGGAAGGCAGGGAGGCAGACGACCUCCCUACAUUUAAAGUAAGACUCAAAGGACCCAUCCCUUAGUGAUGCUGCUUUAGGCCUUGACUGCUGGGGGAACUCCCAUCAUGCACUGAGCAACUCCCCCUCUCCCCCAUGUUAUUUAUAUUACUACCACGUCACUAGCAUUGUGUUUAAUCUCUCCGACAGUUUGUGCUUUCUCUUCUCCCUCUCUCUCCCUCUGUGGCUAUCUCUAACUCCAGAGGAUCCAGAUCCGAUACUACUCAACUAUUAUUGGUGUGAAUGCUGGGAGCAUAUUAUACAUAAAAAAGUUAUUUUUCUGCCUGUUGUUUUGGCCCUCUUCUCCUUAUACAUUCGUAAACCCCUCUAGAAUUACACAUUAACCACCCAUUUUACACUUUUCCUACUCUUCAUUCUCCUUCAGCUUCUUUAUCCAAACUCAAGCCAACAAUCAAGUUUAGCGUCUGCCUUUUAGCAGCCAACAUUCACACCACAAUUUCUUCAAAAAUCGCCCUUUACUUUUUAUUAUGACUAUUAUUGGUAUUUUUUAUUAUUAUUACAAUAAAAAAAUACAAUAUAUUAUUAUCACUUUAUUAUCAU
Messenger RNA from Scophthalmus maximus (turbot), 3862 nucleotides. Its product is annotated as myosin heavy chain-like. Lineage: Eukaryota; Metazoa; Chordata; Actinopteri; Pleuronectiformes; Scophthalmidae. The record is from RefSeq and is a predicted model, not a curated record. The coding region runs from base 1 to 3096 and encodes 1031 amino acids. The transcript has a single exon.